CAAGCGCAGGGGAUUAGAUUGACUUGCAAGAGAAAGCCAAUCACAGCAUAUCUAUGUAAACAGUAGCAAUUUCACAGAUAGGACAGACCUGGAGAUAGAUCUUCCAGUGUAGCCACUGAGACAUAUCAAACACACUCGCCAUGUCUACAAAGCUGUCAGCCUUGUCUCAAGAUACACACAGCAAUCUGACACAGGACCAGCUUGCUCGCAUCAUUCUAGUCAUGAAUUGGUUCAUCACCAUCAUUCAAAAAUGCAAGGCCGUUGCUCAGAGGCGACUGAAGUCACUUCCAUGCUUGGGGUUAAGUGAGGAAGACCUCACUUCAAUGCGAUCCCUCUCUGGUCCAUCUAAUAAUGGUUGUUUAUUCACACCAGCUUCAAAUCAUAGUCUUAGUCAAAGACCGACAGUAUCCAGGGAGGAAGAUAUUACUUCAAUGCGACCUGUCUCUGAUUCAUCUAGUAUGACUUAUUUACCCACACCAACUUCCGAUCUCAGUUGUAGGGGAAUAGUAUUCGCGGGGAAUCUCUUCUAUGACCUGCUUAUCGGCACUUACGACCCAGUUUCUGAAAUAAUUUAGUUUCAACAACUCAUGGAUAUUGUUCGUCUCGAUGAUCACAAGUUCACAGCCCUCGGGUCAUUAAUAAACAAAGAGAUCAUUGUUUGUUUCACACACGUGCGCGAUACUGUUAGUCACCCUGUUAUUGUGUCUAUUCCGUGUCAAG
Messenger RNA from Aspergillus ochraceoroseus IBT 24754, 720 nucleotides. RefSeq lists its product as uncharacterized. The transcript is spliced from 3 exons. Bases 141 to 575 code for a protein of 144 amino acids. NCBI's taxonomy places the organism in Eukaryota, Fungi, Ascomycota, Eurotiomycetes, Eurotiales, Aspergillaceae. The record is from RefSeq and is a predicted model, not a curated record.